AUGGCUAAUGAUGAAUACGAUUUCCUAUUCAAAGUCGUCCUGAUAGGAGACUCCGGCGUCGGCAAAUCGAACCUACUAUCCCGUUUCACACGCAACGAGUUCAAUCUUGAUAGUAAAUCAACAAUCGGGGUCGAGUUCGCCACCCGCUCCAUACAAGUCGAUGCGAAGACAAUCAAAGCGCAGAUAUGGGACACUGCAGGGCAGGAACGGUACCGUGCCAUCACGUCAGCAUACUACAGGGGUGCAGUAGGGGCACUUCUGGUAUAUGAUAUUAGCAAACACCAGACAUACGAGAACGUACAGCGGUGGCUGAAAGAGUUGAGGGAUCAUGCGGAUGCCAACAUCGUCAUCAUGCUGGUGGGCAAUAAGAGCGACUUAAGGCACCUACGGGCAGUCCCUACAGAGGAAGCAAAGGGAUUUGCAAGCGAAAACAAUCUCUCGUUCAUCGAGACCUCAGCCUUGGAUGCAAGCAACGUUGAAUUAGCAUUUCAAAACAUCCUCACUGAAAUUUACCGAAUCGUCUCAAGCAAAGCGCUUGAUAAUGGGGACGGCGGCCAGAAUCCAAUUGGGGAGAGGAAAUCCUUGGGCAAGACACUCUACUCUUCACUCCGCUCCCAAGGGCCCUUCAUCAAGUCAAACUCGAAUGCGCUCUUCAAGCGUCUCCCUCACCCAUGGAUCAGAGCUUCAAUACCAUCCCGGAACCUCGCUCAAGUCCGACCAGAUCAUGAACUAUCUCAGGAAAUGUGGUUCACACCAUCAGGACCCCCACGUCAAGUCCAUGAUGAUCUCAAAUUCAAGGACAUGACACUCAGUACGCUCCAAUCUCGCCUUCCUAGCCUCCUGGCUUCCCCAUUGCCACAGAAAAUACUUUCCCCCCACAUUACUCUCCACCUAUUCCCCUCGACGCACCCCCACCUCCCAACAGUCACUGGCAGAGUCCCCUACCAUGCCGCCCUCUGGACUGCCCCCAUGGCCUGGGGCCGUGUUCCCAUCCUCGGAAACGUAAAAUUGAUCAUCAUUUCCGAGCGCAUGGUAAAACACGGCUCCUCUUCUAACAUCACCGACACCGGCACCUCAGUGCACAACGAGCGCCUCAUCGUGCGCUGGAAGACCUGUGGCAAGACUAAAGGAAAAGGGAUGGGCGCGCUGUACCGAGGCAUCGGAGGGAGUGAGCAAGUGGAUAAGAUCACGGAAUGGUUGGGCGGCGACGCGAGAGAUGAUGAGGAGUUCUGCGGGCUCUUCAUCUUCGAGUUCGAUGAGGAGGGCAGGAUUCUGACGCAUACGAUCGAGCAUGCGGAGGAGAGCGGACCUUUGGAUCGGACGAGUAGGGUGGUCAGCGUGACGGAUUGGCUGUUGAGUCGGGUCAAUGGGAAGAGGAAGGUGCCGGAGAUGGCGCUGGGUUGCGUGGAGGGAAGACAAUUGCCACCCCGCUCAUCAACAUGGCAAUCUAAACCUGGUUGUCUCGCUCCAGAUGAUCCUCUCGCAAAGCCUCACAGUUCUUGUCACGCGCUUGCAACAGGCUUCUGCAACGGUGAGGGGAGGUAG
This is a messenger RNA of Bacidia gigantensis, 1545 nucleotides long. RefSeq lists its product as uncharacterized. Bases 1 to 1545 code for a protein of 514 amino acids. Gene Ontology annotation, molecular function: GTP binding; GTPase activity. The record is from RefSeq and is a predicted model, not a curated record. Gene Ontology annotation, biological process: exocytosis. The transcript is spliced from 7 exons. NCBI's taxonomy places the organism in Eukaryota, Fungi, Ascomycota, Lecanoromycetes, Lecanorales, Ramalinaceae. Gene Ontology annotation, cellular component: recycling endosome.